AUGUGGCAUCAGUUCCUGAGGCAAUAUUUAAAUCAAGAACAUGUGAUUCAGAAGUUAGCAGAUUCAAAGAUAAUUCGCUCAGCAGCACGUUUUUUUGUUUCAACAGUGUAUGGUAUGCGUGCAUCAAUCUUUCGGGAUUUUUGGAAGCGAAUUGAAUUUUUCUCGAGGACAUUCGGUGAAGAAUUCAAAAAGUCACUGACACAGAAGAAAUAA
Molecule: messenger RNA, 213 nt
Organism: Brugia malayi
Lineage: Eukaryota; Metazoa; Nematoda; Chromadorea; Rhabditida; Onchocercidae
Exons: 3
Coding region: 1-213 (70 amino acids)
Source: RefSeq, a predicted model, not a curated record